Molecule: messenger RNA, 1212 nt
Organism: Cladophialophora psammophila CBS 110553
Lineage: Eukaryota; Fungi; Ascomycota; Eurotiomycetes; Chaetothyriales; Herpotrichiellaceae
Product: tyrosinase
Exons: 1
Coding region: 1-1212 (403 amino acids)
Molecular function (GO): oxidoreductase activity
Source: RefSeq, a predicted model, not a curated record
AUGCAUCUUCAGUUUCUUCUACCGGCCCUGCUGGCCGUUGGCGGUACCCGCGCAGCACCAGCGCCCAUCGAAAACAUCUUGUCAGAGCGCGGCGUGUCCACCUCUUCGAUCUAUAUACCGGCGUCGACUCUCAGGACAGACAUCCUAGCGGCUAAAGGGCUUGUCAAUUUGGCAAUUUAUGGGUUGACAAAUCCGUCGGGCGGGAGCUGCAAUUUGCUCAAUGCAGCCGUCCGACGAGAAUGGUCAUCACUCUCAAAGGAUGAAAGACGUGCAUACAUUGACGCUGAAUUGUGCCUGAUGUCGAAGCCGACGCAAGACCCCAAUUUCGCAUCUGGCGCAAGGUCCCGGUACGACGACUUUGUUGCGGUCCAUAUCAACCAAACACUUUCCAUUCAUGGGACCGCAAACUUCCUGGCAUGGCAUCGCACCUUCACCUGGAACUUCGAACAGGCCCUGAGGAAUGAAUGCGGCUACACGGGAUAUCAACCGUACUGGAAUUGGGGAAAGUACGCAUUCGACCCCAUCAAUUCUCCCUUGUUCGACGGCAGCGACUACAGCAUGUCCGGCAACGGUGUUUACGAGGCGCAUGGUUGCACCGAAGCCUUGCCCACCGAUCUAAAUUGCAUCCCUCCCGGUUCCGGAGGUGGCUGUGUGAAUACUGGACCGUUCAAGGAUUACGUUGUCAACUUGGGUCCCGUUGCCCCGACCUUGGACAUCCCAGGAAUCAUCAACUACUCCAGUCCAAACCCUCUUGCCUACAACCCUCGCUGCCUCCGUCGCGACAUCUCAUCUUGGGUCUCUUCCAACUGGACCAAGGACUCGGACUCUUAUGACCUGAUCUCGAACUACAACGACAUCCUGUCGUUCCAGAACCGCAUGCAGGGAGACUUCAGUGUCGGUUUCUAUGGCGUUCACACGGCCGGCCAUUUCACAACCGGCGGUGACCCGGGCGGCGACCUCUUCUCGUCGCCCGCCGAACCGACUUUCUUCCUACACCACGCGCAAAUUGAUCGAACCUGGUGGAUCUGGCAGAACCAGGACCCUAAGAACAGAAGGAACGCCUUUGCCGGAGGCACUUCCACUUUGGAUCCCGUCAACAGCCCUCCGGGACAGCUUACAGACCCGAUUAACAUGGGCAGCCUGGGGCAGACGCUACAGAACAAAGAUGCAUUCUGGACGACUGCGGGCCCCUUCUGCUAUAUUUACGUCUGA